ACACACGACCCUCCACGUGCGACUGGGGAGGAAGCCAGCAUGAGCAGGUUUUGAACUCGUGGUGACGACAAAGGCUUUGUGAAAGGCUUCUGGGUCACUGUGCCGGGCUGGCAUGCUAUUCACAUCGGUCAGUAUAUCAACACAAUGUAUCUCUACCUACAAUCAAAACUAAUUAACAGCAUAUGGUUUCCUUAAAUGUAUGCCAUUAUCCCUCAAUGCUAUAAAUGCUCAAUUAGACCAAUGUAAGUAAUCUUUGAUGAAAAUUGAUUUGUUAUUAGGGGUUCAAGCCUCAAGUUCGAAUCCCUAUUGUAUCUGUUGGGAUUAUUAUUAUUAUUCUCGACUAUUUUGUGAUACAUUUUAUGAGGAAACGACAAAUGAUACACAACUGAAACUUCAGUAUGUUUUAGGAAAGGAUCUGAAAUUGUGUUUGUUUAUGUUUUGGAAACAUUUGGUCACGUGACUUGGCGGCCAUGUUGGGUUUUGUGCCAAACCUUCUUCUCCAGAACGGAUGAUGCGAAAGAGCUGAAAUUUUAUCCGCAGUUGCACAAAGCAUCUUUUCGAUUCUUCUGUACAUGUCGUCAAUCGGUGCUUUGUUGUGGCUCGAGUUUGCUGUCAUAUCGGGGAAGGUUGUGCGACCUCACAACUACACAAAUGACGUUGCUUCUGGUGGAUCACAUGGUAUAGAAUACGAGAUGACGGAAAAAGAGGAGGUUGAAAAAUACCAUAAAAAGCACAAACACAACAGAAAGAAAGGAGUCAAUUUUUACUUCCUGAUUGGUGGAAUAGCGUUCGCAAUAGGCGCCAUUCUCCAUGAUGUGUUUUUCAUAGUUGACUUCAGCCUUCAUGGAGACAAAUCCUGCCUCCACCCAGCGGACAUUGUGACAUCAGUCACGCGGAUGCUCUUUAUGGGGAUCCUAAUUGUUUUUAUCACCCUUCACCACGGGGUCGUCAUUACAAAAGACACUCUCGGUGUCAGGUUCCUGUUUGUUCAUGUGAUAGCCACAAACAUAUGCUUGUGGAUAAAUUGUUCUGUAAACGAAGCGGCCGAGGACUUCCGCCAUGAUGAAGAAGACCGGAAGCGAAAGGAAGGACUAGCUGAUCUAAACACAACCACGAGCUGUUAUGCUAGUCGAGAGCUGAGGACCCUUGCAGCACCAUAUCUAACACCGUGCCGAAUCGAAUUUGCCCUCUUCGCUAUCGCCGUCUUAUAUCAAAUGCUUUCUCAUGUUGAUAGUCAGCCAGCCGACACUAAAGGGGAAGAACAGUCCGUUACCUCCCCUGAAGGUCGCCAUCGCAAGAUACUAAGAGUUUUCCGUACUUUGCACGUCGGCUGCUUUCUUUUCGUAACAACGCUAGUAGCGGUCGGACUGUUCUUCAAUUAUUCAGAUUUUCUUGAUGACACAGAAUCCGCACAGUUAGUGUUUCACGGAACAGAAAUUUUGUUGUUACUUAUUCUUACAACCAGUGUUGUUGUUGGCUUUGUAUGCAUGAGAAGCCUUUGUUUCGUUCCACACCCUACAGGGUCAUUGGAUGAAAACCUUUUAAUUGUCGCCGUCGUGGGUCAAAUUUUAUAUGACGUCAGCAGAGUAAUUGCUUCAGUCGGUGGCGUGACGUCAGAUCAGUCAUCGCCAGUGUUCUCACUAACAGCGGGCAUCCUUUCCUUGAUAGAGUUGUCUUUUCAGACUGUUUUUAUUUUGUUCACGUGCCGUCUUUGCUCAGAAAACGAGAAACAGGAAUCAGAAAAGCCUGGACGAGCCUGUAUCGGUUUUGUUUUGCUGGGCAAUUUGAGCAUGUGGCUUCUGGUCACAUUUGAAGCGAAGAAAGCCACGAUGGUGCCACUGUACAUCGAGUUCUACGGUUACCUCCCUUGGGCACUCAUCUCGUUUACUCUCACCCCCAUGAUGAUAUUUUAUCGCUUUCAUUCCACCGUACUUCUGUCAGAUAUUUGGAAAGAAGCUUAUGAAAAACGAAAGACUCGGUGAUUUACUAAUAUGUAAUUGAAGACGCUUUGAUGUAAGUACGACCCGGUGGUCCAAGACUGCAUUAGGUACAGGUAUACGGACUUGUUCGAUGGGUGUUCUCCAUGGUUACCGCUCUAACGUAUGAGACCCAUCUCAUGAGUUUCACUCAUUACUUGUGUGGCAGGCUUGACAAAAAAAGGAA
Messenger RNA from Liolophura sinensis, 2163 nucleotides. RefSeq names its product proton channel OtopLc-like. Lineage: Eukaryota; Metazoa; Mollusca; Polyplacophora; Chitonida; Chitonidae. Gene Ontology annotation, biological process: proton transmembrane transport. Gene Ontology annotation, cellular component: membrane. Bases 573 to 1982 code for a protein of 469 amino acids. Gene Ontology annotation, molecular function: proton channel activity. The transcript is spliced from 5 exons. The record is from RefSeq and is a predicted model, not a curated record.